AUGGCGAAUACAGCGCAGUGUUAUUACUGCUUUGAAUCCCUGCUUGCUUCAUUCGAGGGCCGCGAGCCAGCCACGUUGGCAGCCGUAGAAGCCCUCUGGGAGCAACAUGAGCAAACUAAGAAGUUGUCGAGUCUGCAAGAUCAAACAGAACAAGAGGCAGACCGACAGCAGUCUGUAAAUGAAGAGGAUGAAGAUGAUGCCCAACAAUCUUCCCUGACGAGUAGUCGUCCCAACAAGCUGAAACUCCCCAGCGUCAGCCGCCUUCAGAGCCAAAGCUCUGCCACAUCCAGUGCAGCUACUACGCCGUCAUCCGCUUCCAACACGUCUACCAAUUCGCUUGGCUCAAGCUCAACAAACAUCACCUCACCCGGGCUGGCCGAGACUCCAUCCCAGCUGAUAUCGCCCGAUCAGCGGUACCCCCUGUUCGUCACAUGGAAUACCAUGUCACGAAGUGGACACAAGUCUCUGCGGGGUUGCAUAGGCACAUUCGAAGGACAGGAGCUAGCAGAAGGGCUGAAGUCCUACGCUUUGACCUCGGCCUUUGACGACACACGUUUCUCUCCUAUCCCCAAAUCUCUCCUCACCUCGCUAUCAUGUUCUCUCACUCUCCUAGGAUCCUUUGAACCCUGCACAGACGCCCUGGAUUGGAGUCUAGGUACCCACGGUCUGCGUAUCUCCUUCGUUCACCGCGGCCGUCGCUACGGCGCCACCUAUCUCCCCGACGUUGCCGUCGAGCAAGGCUGGACGAAAGAAGAGACCGUCGAGAGCCUGAUGCGCAAGGCAGGAUGGGACGGUGGUGGUGGGAGUGGCAGUGCCGCUAGGAGACUACUACGAGGUGCGGCAGGCGGGAAUUCCAGUACUGCCAAACCUUGGGACCAAGUUUCGGAGUUCCGCACUAUCAGGUAUCAGGGACUCAAGGCGAGUGCAAAUUAUGCUGAGUGGCAGGCAUGGCGGGACUGGGUUCUGUCUCUGGAUGAUGGAGCGGAAAUCCUGGCGUGA
Messenger RNA from Penicillium arizonense, 999 nucleotides. Its product is annotated as AMMECR1 domain-containing protein. NCBI's taxonomy places the organism in Eukaryota, Fungi, Ascomycota, Eurotiomycetes, Eurotiales, Aspergillaceae. The coding region runs from base 1 to 999 and encodes 332 amino acids. The record is from RefSeq and is a predicted model, not a curated record. The transcript is spliced from 2 exons.